AUGUCGCUGGAGAUUUCGUCUGACUUGAAAGAUAACGAUGCAAUUGCUUCUUUAGCAUCUCCAGAUGUAUCCUCGAAAGAUGAAGCAAGUUUAAAAAGUGAAGGAAAGGUUAUAGAAAAGGAGUCUUCUUCUGAUGAUUUGAAUGCUCCUAUAUCGCCACCAGUUCCAUCUCCUACUAUCGAAGAGAAUGAUACUACCAACGGAAGUGUUGACAAUAUGGAUGUUGACGUUGAAAAAGAGACUGAAGAGGUCUCGGCUACUAGUGUAGUUGAGGCCGAUGCUCAACCUGAACAAGAGGCUGCUAGCAGUGCUCCAGUUGAGGAGGAAAAUGCUAAGCAGGCUGCUGAGCAAGAAUCGCUAGAAGAGUCGAGCAAACCUGCUGAGACUACUGAACCUUCAGAGACUGUCAAGGCUGAAGCUACUACUGAAACAGAGAGUAAAGAAAGCCAGCCAGAAGAAGUACGACGCUUGGCUGAGGAUGACAAAGCCGAUACUGCCAGUCUAUCCCCAAAUACAUCCAGCUCGGAGAAGCAUGAUAGACCUAAUGAUGAUGCCGAACCUAACGGUACGGCGAAAAAGCUCAAAACCGAGUCUGGAGAUGCUGUAGUUGCUGAGACCACUGCUGCUGCUACUACAGUACCUGCUGAAGCCAAUGCUAGUGGCGCCACUCCGGCUACUGCCACAAGUAAUGCGGCAGCGGCAGCAUCUGCUAUCGAGCACCCAGAUUACUCUCUUUUAGACCCUGUCGAACCUGCUGAGGCCAUGCCAAAGCACCAAAAUAAGUUUGCUCUCUCUGUUGUUCGUUUGGUCAAGAGACUGAAAGAUGCACAGCCUUUUGUUCAACCAGUCGAUCCUGUGAAGUUGAACAUUCCUACUUAUUAUGACUACGUUAAAGAGCCAAUGGAUUUAGGAACUAUGGAGAAGAAGUUGACUGCCAACGAAUAUCCCACCGUUGUGUCUUUUGUGCAUGAUCUAGACUUGAUCAUUUCAAACUGUAUCUUGUUCAAUGGCGCCGAGUCAUUUAUUUCUAACAUGGCUCGUAACUUGUCUACCUCGUUUCACAAGCACAUGACCAACAUGCCCAAAUAUGAUGCUCAGUCGAGUGUUUCAGGAAAGCCUAAGAAGAAGUCGUCUAUUCUGCCAGGUUCCAGUCCUCUUGGAACUCCCAAGCUUCAAAGGGCUGCCGCUGUGGCUGCUAAUGCUGCUAAUGCUACUGGUGGUGCUUUGGUCAAAGAUGAGCUAGAUGUUAGUGGUACUCCUAAAGGAGCUACCCCUAACCGUCGUGGAUCAGUAGCUGACGCUAAACCUUUCGCUCUUCAACCAUCGGGUGUUCCUCUUAUUCGUAGAGAAUCUGCUGCUGAAGGUGGAAGACCCAAAAGAGAGAUCCACCCUCCAAAGUCUAAAGAUCUACCAUAUGGAGAUGUUAAGCCAAGGAGAAAGAAGUUUGCUGCUGAGCUUAAAUUCUGUGGUCAAGUGUUGAAGGAGCUGUUUAGCAAGAAACACGAGGCUUAUUCUUUCCCCUUUCUUCAACCGGUUGAUCCAGUUGCUCUCAACUGCCCAAGUUACUUCAAAAUUAUCAAGGAGCCAAUGGAUUUGGGCACUGUUCAAGACCGAUACAACAAGAACGCUUAUGAAAAUGCUGACGAGUUUGAGAGAGAUGUAAGACUUAUCUUCAAGAACUGUUACAAGUUCAACCCUGAAGGGUCACCUGUGAAUGUCAUGGGACAUAAGCUUGAAGCUGUGUUCGACAAAAAAUGGCAGGAGAAGCCUCUUCCUGCUCCCAGCCCACCUCCUAUCCUGGAUUCUUCUGAUGAAGAGUACUCGGAUUAUGAAGAAGAAAUUAAUGAGUCGAGAAUCACCAAUCCAACCAUUCAGCUUCUGGAGGUACAACUCGAGCAAAUCAAGUCUCAAAUUGCUACUUUGCGCAAGGAAGCAGUUCGAGAAGCUCGAGAGGCUCGCCGCAAUUCAAUUGCUGCUAAGAAGAGACGCAAGUCUGCAAAGGGUGUUGAUGGAAGACGAAAAUCCACAACUGGUGGUCGUAGAUCUAGCGGUAGUGGCCUUAUUGCUCCGGUUCACAUCACUUAUGAGAUGAAGAAAGAGCUUUCUGAGAAGAUUGGUUUAUUGCCAGAGAAGAAGCUCCGCCAUGUCGUUGGUAUUAUUGAGGAGAGCAUGCCACAAUUAAAGAAUUCUCCACAAGACGAGAUCGAACUAGACAUGGACCAACUCGAUCCAGAAACACUCAUGAGACUAUAUAACCUCGUUGUCAAGCGAGAGGAACGUAAAGCAAAGGCUCCAAAGGCUCCUAAUUCUUCGCGCAAGAAGAAGAACAGACCCUUGAGUGAAGCUGAGCAAAGUAGACAACUUGAGGAACUUCAAAAGAAAAUCAAGCAAUUCGACCGGAUCAAAGACGGUUCCUCUGAAGCGGACUCUUCCUCGGAGGAUGAAGAUGCUCCUGGCUCUCACACCAAUAACUUGAGCAGUGAUGAUUCAUCAUCAGAAGAGGAGUAG
Sugiyamaella lignohabitans is the source of this 2508-nucleotide messenger RNA. RefSeq names its product chromatin-binding protein BDF1 (gene BDF1). The coding region runs from base 1 to 2508 and encodes 835 amino acids. Lineage: Eukaryota; Fungi; Ascomycota; Dipodascomycetes; Dipodascales; Trichomonascaceae. Gene Ontology annotation, cellular component: nucleus; chromatin. Gene Ontology annotation, biological process: chromatin remodeling; regulation of DNA-templated transcription. The record is from RefSeq and is a predicted model, not a curated record. The transcript has a single exon.